Messenger RNA from Lactuca saligna, 807 nucleotides. Lineage: Eukaryota; Viridiplantae; Streptophyta; Magnoliopsida; Asterales; Asteraceae. The record is from the annotation of a GenBank genome assembly.
AUGCUCAUUUAUGCGAAUUCAAUGGUCAUUGAAGAAUCCACCAAGGCUGUACAAGCCUCAAACAAGAAAAUCACUGAAGUUGUGAACAAGGUUCUGCUCUUACAAUUCAGAGUCAAAGAAUUCAUGGCUAAUUUAAGGGCUUCUGCAGAUAAGAUAAGAACAGAUAUGAAUAUGGUUAUUAAAGCCUUUGGUUCUUCCUUGAAGGCUGAGAGGGAAGAUCUUUCUAAGAUUCGUGGUGAUAUUAAGUUGGACAAUGUUGAUCAAAACUCCACCAUCACCACUCAGCUUGAUAACCUAAAGCCUAACAUGGUAGCAGAGAAUAAAAUCAUGGAUGCCCUAGCAGAGCAAACUCAGAAGGCAAAAGUUUUGACUGAGAACUUGAAGCAUGCUAAAUUAGAAGUUGAUAAGCUUCAAGAGGAAAAGAUUUCAAUAAAGGCUUUCUAUUCGGAAAUUCAUCAAAGACUGUUGAUAAUUGUUGAGACCAGAUCUCAUCCAUUCAAUGAUACUAGGGGUGGCAAAUCAGGCCAUCGUGUCUUGUUUUUGUCUAAAACAACACGACACGACACGACACGAUCUCAGUUAGAUGGAUAUCGAGAUCGCCUCAAUUCUGAACAAAAGACCAAUAGUGAAGCAUUUAAAGAACCUAAGGAUAUCCAAGAUUUUCCAAGAGGAUUGAUCGAUAAGGAAUAUUGGAGCAUCGUGUAUAAGAAAAAUGAGGAUGGUGUUCUGAAGAAUCAUAUGUUCUUUUUAAGAAACAAACAUUUGUAUUCCACAAGCACAAUGAAUCAGAUUCUCACAAGGGCUUAA